UGAGAACAUCCCAAACAAAUCUCGGACCACAACUGAACAUCUCUGGCAAUGGAGAAAGCCAACAAACAAGAAACACAGGACGCUGCUCGCGAGCAGCACCAACCGCCUCAUAUAUCACCCAUGCAGCCGCUCACCAGAGACGCAUACGGUGGCGGAAUGUACGCCGCCGAGGAGGGCCAGCUGAAGGAGCAAGAGAAGCCACCGGCCAGCGCCACCCAGAGUGCUGAUGGCCCGGCAGAAGCCACCAUCCAGCCCAAGCACACGCCACCGCCCUCCACCGGUGAUCGUGACCUCGACAUCACCGGCCAAUCUUAUAUUCAGUAGCUCAGAUUUUCAUGUGCGAUUCUGUAUGUAUGUACUGUAUAGUAACUAUCAGAUUAUGCAACUUUAGUUUGAUGUUCUUAUACAUUUCUACGCAAGCUAAUGUGACUGGAAUUCAAUAAUAAAGGCAUCUUGAAAUUUCACA
Molecule: messenger RNA, 466 nt
Organism: Sesamum indicum (sesame)
Lineage: Eukaryota; Viridiplantae; Streptophyta; Magnoliopsida; Lamiales; Pedaliaceae
Product: transcription activator-like protein
Source: RefSeq, a predicted model, not a curated record